AGCUGACACCACAGAGGCAGAGCUGCGCAGGACGGACGGUCCUCACUUCCACAGAUGGUUUUCCAGCUGACUUUUUGACUGUUUCUGGACAUCCAGGACCAGAUCCCGAGGUCAGGCAGAGAUGUUAGGCGGAGAUGUGGUGGCCGUGUGGGAGGUGGCGUUGAGCGACGGCGUUUAUAGGAUCGAGUUCGCUCAUGGCACCACCACUGGAAAAAGGAUUGUUUUUGUCAAUGGAAAGGAAGUCAUCAGAAAAGACUGGAUGUUCAAGCUGGUUGGAAAGGAAACCUUCAUGGUGGGAGGUGCGAACACCAAAGCCACCAUCAACAUCGAGGCCGUGAGCGGUUUUGCAUACGAGUACUCGCUGAACAUCGCUGGGAAAAGUCUGCAGAAGUUCAUCGACAACAGAGCCAAGACCACCAAGACCUGGCUGCUCAAAGUGGGCGAAGAGGACUACAGGGUCGUCCUCGAAAAGGACACCAUGGAUGUUUGGUGCAACGGGCAGAAGAUGGAAACCACGGUGAGCGCCACUGGGAGAGUUUGUAGACGACGGCACAGAGACGCACUUCAUGGUCGGCGGGCACGAGUGCUGCAUCAAGGCAGCGAGCGGCGGACAGAAGAAGAGCGGCAUUGUGCACUAUUUACUGCUGGAUGGCGAGAGAGUGACAGCGUCCACGCAAUAGAGCUCCUCUUUCAGACGCUCUUUGAGGUGCUUGAAUGCAGCGGCACAGGAUGGAGACCUUCUCCCGACAAACUUAGAAGCAGAUCUGUUCCUGGAGAUGUGAAGAAUAAACUCUGGCAUGCGCAGCUCGAGGUUCAUGGAGGGGUACUGGUGACACUUUUAUUUUGAAGGAGUGGCUCUUGUUGCGCAGCCUCCACGCAUCAACUACCUUCCUCAAUGCGUGAAGCACGCGGCAGCUGAGUAAUAGAAAACCGGAACAAAUAAGGUUCGAAGUUCAAAAUAAAAGUGUAACAAAAAAAGGUUUGUCUUUAUUAUUAUUAUUAUUAUUAUUAUUAUUGUCUAAAGGUAAUCGGUAAUAUCAAACUCAGUGCACUAAAGACUAAGGAAACUUCAACUGAAGGAAAUGCAAAUAAUAAUUUUAAUAUCUCAGUUUGAUGUCGGUGAUGGGCAGAAAUUUUAACCAUUUUUUAAUAUUUCACUUUGUGUAAUGAGUUUUCUUUAUGAGCUAUAAAUUUUUUUGUAAAUAAGCAAAACAAAAACAAAAAAACAAUGUUUCAAAUAUGCCGGUUUAUCUCUUUAAUUUGUCCUACAGUUGAGAUUUGGACUGACAUAACUUUAAUGUUUUGGUAAUUUUUUUUCUUGUUUUCUGAUAAAAGAAUGAAUGUGUUUGUUGGGAAAGCAGCUGUUAGACUCACAGACAAUAAGAGGGGUCAUAAAGCAACAGCUCUGUAAUCGUUAUUUUUGUUUUUUUUUUUCCUUUUGGUGAGAAACAAUAAACCUUCAAUAAACACAUGUGACUGA
Messenger RNA from Pundamilia nyererei, 1480 nucleotides. RefSeq names its product Fas apoptotic inhibitory molecule b (gene faimb). The record is from RefSeq and is a predicted model, not a curated record. Gene Ontology annotation, biological process: negative regulation of extrinsic apoptotic signaling pathway via death domain receptors. The coding region runs from base 122 to 847 and encodes 241 amino acids. Lineage: Eukaryota; Metazoa; Chordata; Actinopteri; Cichliformes; Cichlidae. The transcript is spliced from 4 exons.